Molecule: messenger RNA, 489 nt
Organism: Nicotiana tabacum (common tobacco)
Lineage: Eukaryota; Viridiplantae; Streptophyta; Magnoliopsida; Solanales; Solanaceae
Source: RefSeq, a predicted model, not a curated record
AUGGAGGUUAGGAGAGGGAAUGACAGGCUGAUGACUAUUAAGCUAGUUGUUGAAGGUUUUACUUUGAACAUAAUCAGUGCGUACACACCCCAAGCAGGCUUGAAUGAGGAAGUCAAGAGGCGUUUCUGGGAGAAUUUGGAUGAGAUGGUGCGUGGUAUCUUAUAUACCGAGAAGCUUUUCAUAGGAGGAUAUUUCAACGGCCACAAUGGAGCGACGUCUGGUGGUAUAAUGAUAUGCAUGGUAGCUUUGGUUUUGGAUAUAGAAACGGAGGAGGAACCAAACUCGAGUUUUUCGAAGAAGAUGGAGCACUUGGUCACCUUCCAGAGUUCGGUGGCCGAGACUCAGAUUGAUUAUUUACUCUGCAAUGAGUCUGAUAGAGGUCUUUGCAUGGAUUGCAAGGUUAUCCCGAGUGAGAACCUCUCGACCCUUUAUAGGCUCUUAGUCAUAGACCUUGAGAUCAUGAGGAAGAGGAGGAAGAGGGCGAUGUAA